Corythoichthys intestinalis (scribbled pipefish) is the source of this 1930-nucleotide messenger RNA. It is a transcript of the gene mief1, whose product is annotated as mitochondrial elongation factor 1. Gene Ontology annotation, biological process: positive regulation of mitochondrial fission; mitochondrion organization. Bases 1 to 1440 code for a protein of 479 amino acids. The record is from RefSeq and is a predicted model, not a curated record. Gene Ontology annotation, cellular component: mitochondrial outer membrane. Lineage: Eukaryota; Metazoa; Chordata; Actinopteri; Syngnathiformes; Syngnathidae. The transcript has 4 exons.
AUGGCCGGAGUGAAUGGAGACCGUAAAGGGAAAAAAGAUGACAAUGGCAUUGGCACAGCCAUCGACUUCAUGCUUUCCAACUCUAAGCUUGUUUUGGGAGUUGGUGGAGCAGCCAUGCUUGGCAUUGCAACGCUUGCCAUCAAAAGAAUGUACAAUCGUGCAAUAAGUGCUCCAACCAGCCCCACCAAGUCAGAGCAGAAAGGGAAACAAAGCUGGGAGGAACCUGCCUGGGUGGGUUCAUCACCUCGGGUCCUAAACCACAACAUGAAGGCCACUAUUAGCAGGUCUCUUCAAUCCCUUCCCACUGCCUCAAAUUCCUUCGAACCAGACUAUCUGCGGAGGGCUGUGGGUCGAGCUGCUGUGAAAGGAAGCGGCGCAACUCAGUCCGACCUGCUCCGCGCUCGGAUGCGCCUCUCCCUGCAGGAGCGUCUGUGGGAUUUCUACCAGAAUGACGUGGACAUUCCCGCUGAGGAGCAGGCUGCGGCCAGGAGAGCUGCGUUGGACAUCUGUGCUGAAUUGCGAGUGUUUCUCCAUGCCAAACUUCCGGACAUGCCGCUCCGAGAGAUGUACCUAAGCGGUAGCCUCUACGAUGACUUGCAGGUGGUGACGGCAGACCACGCCCAACUCAUGGUGCCCCUAAUUCUGGAGAAGAACCUGUGGUCGUCCAUUCCAGGCGAGGAAACAAUCAUGAAUGUUCCAGGUUUCUGGCUUGUUCGCAGAGAGAAUUUAGAAUAUUUCCCACGGAACAGCAGCUACUGGGACCGAUGCAUGGUGGGAGGUUACCUCUCUCCUAAAUCGGUCCUGGAGGUGUUUGAUAAGCUUGUGGGUACCAUCAACUGGCCUGCUAUUGGCAGCGUCCUGGACUAUGUUAUUCGUCCCGUGGUCCCCUCAGAAACACUGACCCUGGAGGUACAAUACGAGACGGACCGAAAGCUAUACGUGGACUUACUGCCAUUACUUGUAAUGGAGGACGGGACUUCUCUUAUAGCCAAACCGCAUCGGCUUGCGGCUGAGCGCCAUGAAAACUUGUGGAGGGAGAGCUUCCGAGUGGCUGAGACUGCGCGGCUAAGAGCUUUGGAUCAAGAAGAUGGCGGCUACCGAUGUGCUUGCCUCAAAGUGGCUAAGGCUGUGUGCAAGCUUAACCCUGCCCUCAACCGGCUUAAUGCCAGCCAGCUCACCAAUGCAAUCUUGCUGCUAAGUGAAAAACAAGGUGACUGGACCCAUGAAGUACUGGCUGAUAACUUUCUACAGCUGCUUAAGGAACUCGUGGGUUUCCUAGAGGCGGGGCGACUGCCCUGUGCUCUGAGCCCCAAAGUUAACUUGUUCUGUGAACUGACCGAGCAGGAAGUGGACGAGCUAGGUUAUACUCUCUAUAGUGCGCUUUCAGAGCCCGAAUCACUUUUGGUGACCGCAGCGACACGUCUUCCGCAUCCAUCCUAAAAAUAAAAUAAAAUCGAUACAUAUAUGUCUGUCACUCAGUACUUCUUCAGGCAAUUAUGGCUUGCUGGCAUACUGUUGUCAGGAGAAAUGCAACAAGCUGACACCAACUUCUGAGAAAAUUGGCCAGAGGCAUUCACUUGUUUUUGAGAUCGAUUGUCUCUUGUGUGUUAAUCUGAAUAUAUUUUUAAUCUCAGAUGCCCAUGCGUAAAACCCAAAUAUGAUGGUGUUUCGCACUGUUGCCACUGUAUUAAUGAAGUUGGUGUAUGUUUCACACAUCGUCUUGAAAAGUUAAAUCUUUUAUUGUAAAACACAAUAUGUUACUCUGCAUCAGACUAUUGUGCUUUUAAACUGAUUGGACAGUUUUAGGCUAUCAGACAGGUCUCAUGAAUUUUAUGAUAGAUUAUGGAUCUGUGACGCUGUGUCAAAAUAAAAUGGAAUGUUAAUUGCCUGUAUGUCAACACAAAAAGCUAAUAAAUCGCUGAUAAACUAA